UUGGCGGCGCACGCGGCCGGCAGAGGCACCAAGUUUGUUCUCCAACAACUCGCGCGCACCUUUGUUGUGUCGUCAGGGUGCUCUGCUGGAGAACGGACAAGAGGUGCGCAUCAUCAGGCAAAUCGAGCAAUUAAGGCGUUUUUCCCCACGCAGUUGUUUCUGCAAUACGUUGAGUGAUUUCCGGUAAAAUCCAGUCCAAAUCCGCCUAGCAGCGAAUUUCACCAGUUCAAGCUCACGUUACGUUGGCACCACUGCGCGCAAGUGUGAUUUUCAGUGAUUUCACACGAACGUACGGUUGUGUGAUCGCCAUCUUCGCAAUUUCCAAAUUUCGAAGAUGUUUUUCGAAAAAAUGAUUCUUAAUUUUUCCUUCGCAUACUCCUAGAGGUAGGCUUGCAAUAUAAAAAAUCUGCCCAGCAACAGUUGCAAUAGAGCUAGAAAACCUCACAAACUUCACCGCAGCCUCCUGCAGCCUCUGCCCAGUUCACAUUUUCCGGACGGCAGCCUCUUUAUUCUUACGAAAAACUCUAACCUUGACCGACACUUAUAAAAAUGGAUCCUGACAAUUCGAUCGGUGCUUCUGGCAUCUCGAUUCCCAACUGGAUGAAACAGAAAAUUGGUGAUCGUUAUGACCUAGACGAUUCCACGGCCUUCUCGCCUCCAUCGCAAGACGAAUCAUUCUUUUAUAUCCGCUAUCCAAAGACCACGAGCAGACCUCCUUCUCAGACCAACUAUCACAAAAUCAACCAAUAUCUUGAAUCCCAACAGCAGGGGCAAACCGUGGGCAGCACUGCUGCCAUGUCAACCAAUGUCCCUCAAAAUCCUGCUGCAUCCACAUCUGGAUUCCCUAAGUCGAUCGCCUCACAAAUGCCUGCACACAUGAACCCCACACUGGACAUCGAAUUCGACCCUGACCAGCCGCCCCCAAACUUGGCACCCAGACGCGGAAGCAAAUCUUUACCGGCCUCUCCUCUCAGCAGCCCAAAAAGCUCUAGGAAAUCACUUCAAAAUCGCUAUUUCACAGCCGCCUUUUCAACUCCAGAACCCAACACGCCAGGUUACUCAGGGUGGAUCCUGUCAAGUCUCCUGGGACCUCGAGAGCAGCUCCCGGAACUGCAGCUGCCCCCAAUCAGCGAAAGUCCCGCAGCAGGUGCAGCUUUUCCGCCACCUCCCCCGCAGGCCUCUGGCCAACAACUGGCUGUUCAGCAGCAGGGUUUGCGGAAAACCAAAUCAGCCAUCGCCUUGAACGACGAAGACGAAAAAGACGGAGAAAGGGUCAAGAUGACACCUCUUGUGGCAGAGGCCAAGAAAAUCCAGGCCUACAAACCGAAACCAUCAGAACUGCGAGAGUUGAAUUUCUGGUCCCCGACUUCAAUGUAAUUGUUGAAAGACAUGCAAAAACUCUCUUUGCUCCAAUUUGAUCUGCAUUCGAGAAUAUUUUUGAAAAGGCUGAUGAGAACAAAAGUAUGAAUCGGGCUUGUUUACUGCAUAUUAUUAUUAUUUUUUCAACUCUGCAUUUUGACGUGUAUUUUUUGCGCAGUCAGAUAAUAGAAUGUUUUCUUUCUUGUAAUCAGUUGGUCGCUGCAUCUAGAAAAUUUUAUUGCCUGACUAUAAACACGCUCUUCACCAUUUUACAUUUAACCAAACGUUUUGAGAAAAGAAACACUGCUGGGCAACAUUUUUUUGCAAUUGUGUAUAAAGAGUAGGUGGUUUGUUGUUUACUUAUGUAUUUGAUUAUGAUAUCUAUCUGUCAUAUUGUUGAGUUCCAUACCUUAAUAUUAUUACUCUAGUGUUUAAUGAGCAACCUGCAUAGCUCCGAGGAAAUAAAAUGUAUGAAACUACAAA
Neocloeon triangulifer is the source of this 1842-nucleotide messenger RNA. RefSeq lists its product as uncharacterized. The record is from RefSeq and is a predicted model, not a curated record. The transcript is spliced from 5 exons. The coding region runs from base 550 to 1377 and encodes 275 amino acids. Lineage: Eukaryota; Metazoa; Arthropoda; Insecta; Ephemeroptera; Baetidae.